AUGGCGUCCCCGAAGCCUCCGAAUCGUGUUUCUGCGAUUCUGCGAUUUUGUGAAGAUGAGGAUGAGGGUGAAGAUGAAGAUGAAGAUGAAGGUGAAGAUGGAGGCGAGCCGGCGUUAUGGCGAACAGAGGAACAGAGGAACGGGAACGGAGGAACGGGCACAGAGGAACAGAGGAACAGAGGAACGGGCUGA
Pleurotus ostreatus (oyster mushroom) is the source of this 192-nucleotide messenger RNA. RefSeq lists its product as uncharacterized. The coding region runs from base 1 to 192 and encodes 63 amino acids. The transcript is spliced from 2 exons. The record is from RefSeq and is a predicted model, not a curated record. Lineage: Eukaryota; Fungi; Basidiomycota; Agaricomycetes; Agaricales; Pleurotaceae.